UGGGACUAGCGCGAGUUGGAAAGUUUGCCUGAGGUGUUAGUACAAGCUUGGAGCUGCCGGACACGCGCUGCCCUGGGAGCGCGAGCCGGCCAGUGACCAAAACCUUGUGCGACCGAGCUCAACAGCAAUACAUCCAGAUUCUCCACAGAAGUGUGACUUUCCAAAGGACCAAUGACUCUGUCUCCCGUGCCCUUUCAUUUCUUCCUACUCUGUAGCUAUGUCUCGAUCCCGCCAUGCAAGGCCUUCCAGAUUAGACAGGAAGGAAGAUGUAAACAAAAAGAAAAACAGCCAGCAAAAGAAGACUUACAAGCCAGCCAACAAAAAUGUGACAUCGGUCAAGACUUUAAGCCCUGGAAAAUUAAAGCAAUUAAUUCAAGAAAGAGAUGUUAAGAAAAAAACAGAAUCUAAGCCACCUAUUCCAGGCAGAAGCCUUCUUACAAGAGCUGGAGCAGCACGAAUGAAUUUGAAUAGGACUGAGGUUCUUUUUCAGAACCCAGAGUCUUUAACUUGCAAUGGGUUUACAAUGGCUCUCCGAAGCACCUCUCUUAACAGGCGACUCUCCCAACCCCCAUUUGUCACAGCCAAGUCCAAGAAAGUUCCAUCUUCUAAGGAUUUAGAAAAGCAACACAAUUGUGAUUAUAAGGUACUCACUGACAUGGGAGUAAAGCACUCAGAAAACGAUUCAGUCCCAAUGCAAGAUACCCUAAUCUCUCCUACUAUAGAUAAUCUAAUCUGUGUACAAAAUGCCUCUUUAAUUCAAGGUGAGAGCCUAGAGGCAACCCAAUCUUGGUCCCAAAGGGUUGAAGACUCUAAAAUUAGUAUCCCCAUUCACAAUGGCCCUGCAACAGAGAUCCUUUCUGGGCCUUUAAAGGGGACAUGUUGUGAAGGACUGUUUUCUGAAGAGACAUGGAAUGAUACCGGUGGUCCCCCUAGAGUGUUUCCUCAGGACACUGUGUGUGCUUCUUUACCCCAAAGAGCAGCUCCCAAAGUUACCUCUCAAAGAAACACCAGCAUUCAGUUAGAAGACUUGGGUUCACGAGUAGAAUCUCUUAAGUUGUCCGAUUCUUACCUGGAUCCCAUCAAAAGUGAGUAUGAUUGCUGUCCCACCUCCAGCUUUACUAAGAUUAUACCUGAAUUGAACCCUAGAAACUACGUAUCUAUUGGUGGAUCUACAUAUCCUACCUCUGUAAUGAAAUUCUUCUUAACAGGCUCACAACAAGAAAUCCUUGGUGCUAAACCAGAUCAUCAAGAGGCCUUCAAACCUACGGCAGAUCAACAGGAAGUUCCUGAUACCACCUCUGUCCUAGGGCAGGCCUUUGGUGCUAUCCCACAUCAAUGGGAAUUUCCUGGUGCUAACCUAGUUCAUGGUGAGGCCUUGGGUGAGAACCCAGACCCACCAGAGAUUCCUGGUGCUAUUCCAGUACAAGGAGAGAUCUUUGGUACUAUCUUAGACCAACAUGAAACCAUUCGUGCGGGUGGGGGUGUUGUCCCAGACCUGCCUAUCUUCCUUCCUGUUCCUCCAAUCACAGUUGCUACCUAUAGUGCUCCUCCCAAAUGGCUUGAGCUCCAGGGUGCUAUGCAUAUUUUGCCUUUGGGCUCAGGACACACUCCUCAAUCAUCAUCAAACUCAGAGAUAAGUUUGGUACCUCCAGUAAUGGCUAUAAGCAAUGUGGAAAAUGAGAAGCAGGUUCAUAUAAGCUUUUUGCCCGCAAAUACUCAAGGGUUCACAUUAUCCCCUGAGAGAGGACUCUACCACAAUUCACUGGGUAUUGCCCAACUCUCCCAGGCUAGCUCCAGCCAAUCAGAAAGAGACACCUCCGGGGUCAGCAUGACCAGCAUGGUUGAUGUUGUCAACACCACAGAGGUAUCAACGCCAGUAUCACUCUCUGGUACCUCCUCUUCUUCCUACACAACUUUGCUACCUACUCUGGAAAAGAAGAAACGAAAGCGAUGUGGGGUCUGUGAACCCUGCCAGCAGAAAACGAACUGCGGUGAAUGUACUUACUGCAAGAACAGAAAGAACAGCCAUCAGAUCUGUAAGAAGAGGAAAUGUGAGGAGCUGAAAAAGAAACCAUCCGUCAUUGUGCCUUUUGAGGUUAUAAAGGAAAACAAGAGGCCUCAGAGGGAAAAGAAGCCCAAAGUUUUAAAGGCAGAUGUUGACAACAAAACGGUAAAUGGCCCCACGUCAGAGUCCAUGGACUGCAGUAAAUGUGGUCAUGGGGAAGAACAAAGAUUGGAAUUGAACCCGAAACCCCCUGAAAAUGUAACUAAAAAUGAAGAAACCAUGACAGGUGUUGAGGUGGAGAAGUGGGCACAAAACAAGAAAUCACAUUUAACUGCCCACAUUAAAGGAGAUUUCAGUGCUAAUGUGACAGAAGCUGAAAAAUCAAAAACCUCUGGAAUUGACAAGAAACAAAACAAACCUCCAAAAUUGUUUGUACAAAAGCUAAGAAAUGGAAUUAAAAAUGUACACUAUUUACCACCUGAAACAAAAAUGUCAUUUAAGAAAUUCAAUAUUGAAGAAUUUGGCAAGGCAUUUGAAAACAAUUCCUAUAAAUUCCUAAAAGACCCUGCAAACCAUAACAAUGCCAUGAGCUCUUUCGCUCCUGGUGGGAGCUAUGAUCAUCUCAAGGGCAGAAGUAAUGCUUUAGUCUUCCAGAAGCCUGGUGUUAACUUUAAUUCUAAUCCUGAAUCUUCAAACUUUAACACAAAUAGUCCAAAUAGUACACACAAUGAAGGUGAUCAACCAAAAUCUCCGGAGAAUAUGACGAGUAAAGAACCAAAAGAUGGAUUUCCAGUUCAAGCACGAAUUUUAUCCUUAAUGAAAGAUAGGAGAUUAACAGUGGAGCAAGUGGUAGCCAUAGAAGCUCUGACUAAACUCUCAGAAGCCCCAUCAGGGAAUUCCUCACCCUCGAAAUCAGAGAACAGUGAAAGUGCAGAGCCAAGACCAUCUAGGUUGUUUAAUAGCCACCAGCCUGUCUCUUCUAUUGGAGAAGACCUCCAAGAGCCAGACACACAAGGAGAGUCACCAAACCUUCAUCACAGUUCAUCUUUGGAAAAGCAGAAUUCAUGUAAAAUAGCGAUAUUCAAUGGCCAAAAUACCCUUUCCAACUCACAUAUCAGCUCCGCUACUAGUAACCAGGCAUCCACGAAGUCACAUGCAUAUUCAAAAGUCACAAAUUCAGUAUCACUUAUUAUGCCAAAAACAAAUUCAUCCAAGAUUGACACCCAUAAAAAUAUUUCCAAAGGUAGAAUUACUCAUGACAGUUGUUCCAAGAUAUUGCAUCAGUUGCCACCAGGUAAUAAAUUGGGGUAUUGUAACCAGUUACUGGACAACAAUAAAAAUUUGGACUCAGUUGAUCUAUUAUGUAAGGACGCAGCCCAUACUCAAAUUGAGGAAGACGUUGCAACACAACUGACACAACUUGCAUCAAUAAUUAAGUCAAUUGAUAAAAAUCCCGAGGGCAGAAAAGUAGAAAGUAAUGAUGUGCAGCAAGAAUAUAUUCAGGAAAAGAGCGUAGUACAACAGAAAACACCUUCAAGUGUACAGAAUAAUAGUUCAUCAUCGACAAAGCAAAAGAAUACAAGCCAGAAAAAGACAAAGUCCACCCCAUCAAGAGAGCGGCGAAAAAAGAUGCCCCUAGUUGUAAGUAGUGAAGAAAAGCAUAAGCAGAAAGAGAAGAAAUGGUCACAUAAAUACCGUCUGUUACACGACAUUUGGAUUGGAUCCAGACUUCAAAGAUAUGGGCAAUUUUGUACACUUGCUUUUCCUAUUCUUUUUGGAGAAAUUCCUCCCAUAACCACAGCAUGUAGACCACCGGCACCAACAAGUUCCACCACACAAGAUAAAAAAUUAUUUCCUCCAGUCACUCAGAUAAAGUUUGAGAGAAGUACUGAAUCAGCCCAGCAAAAAAUGGUGAAGGGUGAACCAUUGGAUCCUCUUACUUUAUUCCAUUUAAAAACAGAAUCCAACAGGCAGGCAUCAACAGAUCAAGCUUGUAAUUCUCAGGUGCAGUCAACAGUGAAUGUCAGUCAGAAAGCUCAUCCUUCUGCCCAGCCUUCCUCUCCAUCUAACCAGUGUGCUACUGUGACAGCUGGCAAUGACCAAAUACAGGUGCAACACGAGGUUAAGGAGCAACCCGUGCAUCAGACUCUGCCGACAUUGCCUGGAAUCUGUAUUGAGACACCCUUACUGGACCAAGCGCAAAUUCACAGAAAUGUAAACGUAGUGUGUUCAGGUGGAAUUACAGUGGUUUCUACCAAAAGAGAAGAAGAGGUCUGCUCAUCUAGCAUUGGAGUAUCAGAAAUUUCCCCCACUGACAGUGCACAGAAAAAAUGCAAUGAUUAUGCCAUGAACAUCUUUAGUAACUCUACAAACAACCUGGUGUCUAUAACUAAAGAUUCUGAACCCCCCACCUGCAAUUGUGUUGAUCGAGUUAUACAAAAAGACAAAGGCCCAUAUUAUACACACCUUGGGGCAGGACCAAGUGUUGCUGCUGUCAGGGAAAUCAUGGAGAAUAGGUAUGGUCAAAAAGGAAAUGCAAUAAGGAUAGAAAUAGUGGUUUAUACCGGGAAAGAAGGCAAAAGUUCUCAUGGGUGUCCAAUUGCUAAGUGGGUUUUAAGACGAAGCAGUGAUGAAGAAAAAGUUCUUUGUUUGGUCCGGCAGCGUACUGGCCACCACUGUCCAACAGCUGUGAUGGUGGUCCUCAUCAUGGUGUGGGAUGGCAUUCCUCUUCCGAUGGCUGACAGAUUGUACACAGAGCUUACUGAGAAUCUAAAGUCAUAUAAUGGUCAUCCGACAGACCGAAGAUGCACCCUCAAUGAAAAUCGUACCUGCACAUGUCAAGGAAUUGAUCCAGAGACUUGUGGAGCUUCCUUCUCUUUUGGCUGUUCAUGGAGUAUGUACUUUAAUGGAUGUAAGUUUGGUAGAAGCCCAAGCCCUAGAAGAUUUAGAAUUGAUCCAAGCUCUCCCUUACACACCUACUAUGAAAGAAUUACUAAAGGACGUAAUCCAGAAAGAAGAUAUAUGAAACCGGAACGAAUCUGUCCGGGACACAAGGCCAUGGAGAAAAACCUUGAAGAUAACCUCCAGAGUUUGGCUACACAAUUAGGUCCUAUUUAUAAACAGUAUGCUCCAGUUGCUUACCAAAAUCAGGUAGAAUAUGAAAAUGUUGCCCGAGAAUGUCGGCUUGGAAGCAAGGAAGGUCGUCCUUUCUCUGGGGUCACUGCUUGCUUGGACUUUUGUGCCCACCCCCACAGGGACAUUCAUAAUAUGAAUAAUGGCAGCACUGUGGUUUGUACAUUAACCCGGGAAGAUAACCGCGCCUUGGGUGUUAUUCCACAAGAUGAGCAGCUGCAUGUGCUACCUCUUUAUAAACUUUCAGACACAGAUGAAUUUGGGUCAAGGGAAGGAAUGGAUGCCAAGAUCAGAUCUGGGGCCAUCGAGGUCCUCAAACCCCAGCGCAAAAAAAGAACACGUUUUACUCAGCCUGUUCCUCGUUCUGGUAAAAAGAGGGCUGCAAUGAUGACAGAGGUUCUCGCACAUAAGAUAAGAGCAGUGGAGAAGAAAGUCAUUCCUAGAAUGAAACGGAAGAAUAACUCCACGGCAACAAGCCACAGUAAGCCUUCCUCACUGCCACUCUUAGGGAAUACAACUGAGACAGUGCAACCUGAAAUAAAAAAUGAAACGGAACCCCAUUUUAUCUUUAAAGUUUCAGACAACACUAAAACCUAUUCCCUGAUGCCAUCCACUCCUCACCCACCAAAGGAAGCAAAUCUAUCUCCAGGUUUCUCCUGCUCCCUGAAGACUGCUCCGGCCACCACAGCUACAUUAAAGAGUGAUGCAAAAGCCUCCCAGGUGUUUUCAGAAAGGAAUAUCCUAUCCCACUGCACAACGCCUUGUGAAAGCCACAGCGGUGCCCAUGCAGCUGCUGGAGAAUGCACUGGAAUUGCACAGCCCGGUGAAAUGUCCCCUCUUUCCUCCCUGUCUACACCUAGGACAGAUUCCUUAGUUUUCUCUGAGCCUCCCACUGGUCCACCCGAGCAGCCAACUGCUAAUCAGCCAAAUCAGCAGUCUUCAUUCCUCCCCUCCCCUCAUGACCUCGCUUCCUCUCUGAUAGGAGAUGAUGAGCAGCAUUCUGAAGCAGAUGAGCCCCUGUCAGAUGAGCCUCUCUCCGAGGAGCCCCUGUCCCAGCCUGAAGAGAAACUGCCCCACAUUGAUGAGUAUUGGUCAGACAGCGAGCACAUCUUCUCGGAUCCCAAUAUUGGCGGGGUGGCAAUCGCCCCUGCACACGGCUCCGUUUUAAUUGAAUGUGCCCGACGGGAGCUUCAUGCUACGACUCCUGUUGAGCACCCAAACCGUAAUCAUCCUACUCGCCUCUCCCUUGUUUUUUACCAGCACAAAAACCUGAAUAAGCCCCAACAUGGUUUUGAACUAAACAAGAUAAAGUUUGAAGCUAAAGAAGCUAAGAAUAAGAAGAUGAAAGCCUCAGAGCAGAAAGACCAGGCAGCUAAUGAGGGUCCGGAAUUGUCCUCUGGAGUAAAUGAAUCAAACCAAAUUCCUUCUCGUAAAGCAUUAACAUUAACCCGUGACAAUGUUGUCACCGUGUCCCCUUAUGCUCUCACACAUGUUGCAGGGCCCUACAACCACUGGGUCUGAAUGCUUUCCCCUCCCCUCUUAAUGCCUUUGCUACUUCUGUGUAUUUUUUCAAGGUGCUGUUAAGAGAAAGUCAUCUUGUCGUUUACUAUAUCUUCAUCUCACCCAUUUCAAGUCAGAGGUAAAAAAAAAAUGCGGUGGGUAUUCUUAACUGUGACUAUAUUUUGACAAUUGGUAGAAGGUGCACAUUUUAAGCAAAAAUAAAAGUUUUAUAGUUUUAAAUACAUAAAGGAAAUGUUUUGGUUAGGUGUUAACCUUGAUAGAAUCACUCAGUUUGGUGCUUUAAAUUAAGUCUGUUUACUAUGAAACAAGAGUCAUUUUUAGAGGAUUUUUAACAGGUUCUAUGAUGAAAAAUCAAGAUACACAGUGUUAACUCUACACAGCUCCUGGUGCUUAAACCACAUCGACACAGUUAAAAAUAAGCUGAAUUAUUAUUUGAUGGUGCCAUUGUUCCAGCAUCUUCCAAUCAUUGCUAGAGAAUCCGCAUAUUCCUUUGAAAUAAACGUAUGAAAUGUUUUCUCAAAUUUCUCCUGUAUAAAGUAAUUCAUUAUUGUUAGUAAUGGUUGGAGGCUGUUCAGAAAUUGUAAAUAUAUAUUUUAAAAGCACUUUCUAUUUUUAAAAGUAACUUGAAAUAAUAGAGUAUAUGAAUCCUAUUGUCUAUUGUUUGCAUAUUUGCUUACAAGAGAAAUCAUUUACCUUUGCUGUGUAGAGUUCCAUCUUGUUAACUGCAAUAUGUAUUCUAAUCACAUGGUUUGUGUUCUUUUUAUGUGUCCUUUCACAUUCUCAAAUAUUAGCAAUUUAUAGCAUACAAAAUCGCUAAUGCAAAAAUUGUAAAUAAUCUCUAAUUGAAAUUAGGAAACAUCACCAGUAUUGAUCAACAUUUUCUUUGUUUCGAAUUAACUAAGAGCGUCUCUUCUGGCUUAUUCAGCAAAAAUGUUCUCAAUUUCCUUUCACUCCAGCUUUCUCAAUAUAAUCUAUGAGAAUGGUGUUACCAAAAGAGAUGAGAUAGAAUAGGUUUCAGAAGAGUCAGAUGUUUCUAAUGUUUCAAGGUGAUAAAAAUGUAAAAAUUAAGUUGCCGAAACCAUAUCCAUCCCAAAUUGCCUUAUUCUGAAAAUCUGAUACAGAAUAAUAAAGUGUAGAAAUCUUUAGAAAACAAAUUUCUUAUCAAAAAUCCUCCCCUCCCAUACCCCAGUUGAAUAGUAGAAAUGGUUUUAUAAACAUGGUUUUGUCUAUUAAAGGCUAAUCCAUUCAUUUAGCAUAUUAUAUUUGGGAAAAUGAUUACUUGUUAUAAUUGCCUGUUUUCUAGGUAACAGGAACACAGGCAUUUUGUUCAUUCCCCCCCCCCAUUAUUUUACUGACUCAUUUAAGGCAAAACAAAAGGGAUUACCCAAACAACAUGUUUAGAAUGAACUCUCAAUGUAAUACUUGAUUCUGUUAAAAUGUAGAGGUGCUAUAACAUUCAAAGUGUCAGAUUCCUUGGGAGUAUGGAAAACCUAAUGGUGCUUCUCCCUUGGAAAUGCCAUAGGAAGCCCACAACCGCUUAUACCCAAAAUUUUGGUGCAAAAGCAAACAGUUCCAGUAAGCUCUCUAAGGAAAAACAUGUUGUAACUUAUUUAAAAUAUAUAUGGUGCAAAGUAUCAGUUUCAAGCUUUUGACUAAACCAAGUAAAGGAAUAUGAAGGGAUUGUAAAUAAUAAAAUGUCAAUUGACAGACCAUCAUCCUGUACAAGCAGAUAUCUGCUUCUUGAAUAUGUAAAAUAGGGUAAUUCAUUUACUUGUUUUAGUAUUUUGUGUGCCUUAGAUUUCCGUUUUAAAACAUGUAUAUUUUUGUGAGCCUAAGGUUUCUUAUGCAUAUAAGUAUAUGAAUAAGUGAUCGUUUAUUGCUUCAGCUGCUUCAGUGAGAUAUUUACUAGUAUUAGAUUAUCAGGAAUACACCCUUGUGAUAUUACCUUUUAGAUUUUAGGCCUUAGCUCCCACUAGAAAUGAUUUCCUCAUCCAAUUUAAUGGGUAAAGUUUUAUGGCCCUUUAUCCAUCCGCCCAUCUGUUCCAGUCUACACUUAACUGAAUACCUGAAACUUUUCAGCAUCCUUUUCGUUUUUCUUUGCAUUUUUUUAUUUGUUUUCGUGAUGGUUUGUAAAGGCUAGUCAAGUAAAAGCAGUGAGAGUGGAAAAGAAACAAAGAAACCUGUAACUGGUUCUGAUCAAUGAUGUGUAAACACCAAACACCACUGCCGCUUUUACUUUCUAGUGAAGCAUCACCUAUAACAUAGUGAACUUGAGGAAUUACGAUUUUAAAACAUGACCUUAUAAAUAUUUUUAAAGGAAAUAGCAAAUUACCUUAAACAAUCGUGAUAAUAUAUCUACCAUUUUCCAAAUCAAUUUCUCUGCCUUUAAAGACGUUUCUUAACAAUUUAAUCAUUAAACAUCAGUGUUCAAUUAUGGAACUGUUAGGAAUUGUGAAUCUUGUUGCAGUUUACUAAAGAAGUUAAAAUACCUAGUCUCAACUAAAAUGUUUCCAUUCCAUUGCUGUAUUUAACAUCAUGAAUGGACUGCCUACCCUGUUUGCCCUCCUGUAGGAACCACAUUGGAUUCCUACUUUGGACUCUUAUUUCCUAAUUUUAAUAGUUCCUGGUCCCAUUCCCUGCCCUGUGAUUUUAAAACAGCUUGUGCUUAUUCAAUGUUCUGGCACAUUGUCAUUGUAUGGUGGCUAUACUGCUUUUAGUAUGCUCUUUCUCAUGAAACAAGGAAAUAAAUUUAUUUGAAAUGACAAUUUCACUCCUAAAACUGACCAUCUAACAUUUCUUCCCCUCUUGUUUUAUUGCGAUGAUCUCCUUUUCUUAUCUUGUAUGUAUAGUACUCAAAUUGGGUUUUAAAUCUUCUGCAUUUGUCCAUGUUAUGAUCAUUGAAUUCAUUGAUACAAGACCUCUAUGUUAGCCCACUUAAUUCAAAGUAUGUUGCAAAGUUACCAGCGCCUACCUGUUAGGGAAUCCUACAAACUCCUGCCCCUCAAAUCCAUUUCCAAUGGUUCUUUGGCCAUUGUUAAAAUUUCUUGUUUUCUUGCACUUGUCAGACUUACAUCUUUUUUUCCAUUUCAUCCACACAGUACAAAAUAAGACAUAUCAUAAACAUAAUGAAAUAUAUUAUUGAAAAGUGAGGCUAUCUGAAAAUGUAUAGUCUAGGUAAAUUGGUGUAACAUGUUUACAUCUCAAAUAACCUUCCAACAUAAAGUCUGCAUGUGGAUGAAAUAAUUUUCUUAAAUAUAGAACAUCAAUUAGAUGAGAUCCAUAAUCAAUUUACUUAAGGCAUAACACCAAUACUUACUUAAUUGAAUGCAUGCCCUUGUGUAAAUGAGCCACUGUUUUAAUUUACAUGAAAUAACCUACUUUCUAACAUUACUCCAGUGGACCUCUACUUAUUAUCAUUUCAUAAUAGCAUGCUUGAAAAUAACCCUAAUCUCUUUUUUAAACGAAAAUUAACUUUUUAACCUGAGAAAAAGUUAUGACAUUAUUGCAUGACAACUUCCACCAAUAGUGGGCACAGCAUAUGAUAUGCAGGUGCCAACUAAAUCAGUGCAACCUUUGCACUGUGUGCAACCUUUAUAGUUACCUUCAAUUUCACAUCUCAAUGCACAGAAAUCUUUUUGUCUCAAAUCUAACACAACUAUAAGCUUUGAUCUGUGGAAAUUUAUGACAAAAGAAUUGUGAAAUAAGGUGAUAUGGUAGCGGGCUCUCAAAGUGGUAAAAGCCACCUUAGAAAUAAUAAUUCAAUCACUGAGGCCAGUAGAGGUUUUCAAUUCCCCUGGAACUUAAAACAUAUGUAAGAAGUUAGGAAAGAUUGGAUUUUUGAAACAAGUAAAGGUUAUUUCCACUGUAUAUACUACCUAGACAUAAUUGUACAGUCUAUUCAUUCCCCUAACCUAGUUGGCCUCACAAUUAAGUCCUAGCAUAGUGUAUUGUGAUGUGGUUGUCUACAUGAAUUGGAGUCCCAUUGUACUGUGCAUAGCUCCUAAGCUUGCCCAUAUUGUAUAGAACUUGUAAUUGUUUUCAUGUCUCUUUGAGAGAAGGUCUCUGUCACCCUGGAUAGAGAGCCUUGGCAUCAUUAUAGCUCACAACAACUUCAAACUCUUGGGCUUGAGCAGUUCUCUCGUCUCAGCCUCCUAUGUAGCUGGGACUACAGGCAUGGACCACUGUAGUGGGCUAAUUUUUCUGAGUAGAGACAGGGUCCCAAUCUUGCUCAGGCUGGUCCCCAACUCCUGACAUUAGGUGAUCCUCUUGCCUGGGCCUCUCAGAGUGCUAGGAUUACAGGCGUGAGCAUCUCACCUGGCCUUGAACUUACUUGUAACACCAGUCACAGGACACCACUUAACCAAGAGAUGUAAUCACUACAUGGCUGCUGAAGGGAAUCUGGAUUUAUCAGAAGCGUGCUCCAGGUUGAGCUUUCUACCAACAGCUUUAGAGAAUGAUGUAAACUAGGCAGUGCCUGUGGCUCAGUGAGUAGGGGGCCUGUCCCAUAUACCAAGGGUGGCGGGUUUGAACCCGGCUCUGGCCAAACUGCAAAAAAAAAACAGCCGGGCAUUGUGGGGCACCUGUGGUCCCAGCUACCUUGGAGGCUGAGGCAAGAGAAUCGCCUACGCUCAAGAGCUGGAGGUUGCUGCGAGCUGUGACACCACGGCACUCUACCAAGGGUGACAUAAUGAGACUAUUUCUUAAAAAAAAAAAAAAACGAUGUAAACCACGGCUCAGGAAUGCAACUCAGAAAGUUGGAAUCUGUAUUUCAUUGGAAGCAAAAAUUGUGUGUUUUUAAAAUUUAUUUAGAUUCAUUGGCAUGGAUUCAUUAUAUAAAAUAGAAACUGAAUUCUUCUGUUAAUUUCUGAAAAAUUCGAGGUGGACUUUCUGGAGGAUAUCUAUUUCUGUCCACCUUGAACUCUACAAACUCAAGUUCUCUGCCUUCUAGUAUCUGGAUGAUGUUAUUUCCUUUUUCUUUUGGACUCUCAAUUAAAUACUAUUAUUUGCUUUGAAAGGCAUAUAUUUUAUUCCCUCAAGCUAUCCAAAGGUAAUCUUUAUUUUGCUCAUUUUCUUUUUUUUGUAGAGACAGAGUCUCACUUUGUCACCCUCAGUAGAGUGCUGUGGUGUCACACCUCUCACAGCAACCUCCAGCUCCUGGGCUUAGGUGAUUCUCUUGCCUUAGCCUCCCAAGUAGCUGGGAAUACAGGCACCUGCCACAACACCCGGCUAUUUUUUUGUGGGAGUUUGGCUGGGGCUCGUUUGAACCCGCCACCCUGGGUAUAUUGGGCCGGCACUCUACCCACUGAGCCACAGGCGCCGCCCUUGCGCCUCAUUUUUAAGGGCCCUGUAGUGUGCUCAAACUUCUCUUUUGGUAAUAUGCUGUAUUUACUAUUUUUUCACAAUAUUUAAUAUUCCUAGCUGUAAAAUUCCAUCAUUAAGUCUAUUUAUCAUUGGCUGCAAAACCCCCGAUCCUUCCUGGAACGUAAAUUUUCUGGUUUGUUCAACUGUAGAUGUCCUAUGUUCAAGCAAAACUUGGUCCAAGAUAGGAAUGUUAUUAUCAGAUAAUAAAACAUACUAGCUGGCUCGGUGCCUGUGGCUCAAGCAGCUAAGGCACCAGCCACAUACACCUGAGCUGGUGGGUUCGAAUCCAGCCCGGGCCCGCCAAAAGAUGAUGGCUGCAACCAAAAAAUAGCUGGGCAUUUUGGGGGGGUGCCUGUAAUCCCAGCUACUUGGGAGGCGGAGGCAGGAGAGUCGUUUGAGCCCAGGAGUUGGAGGUUGCUGUGACGUGUGACAUCUCAGCACUCUACCCAGGGCGACAGCUUGAGGCUCUGUCUCAAAAAAUAAAAAAUACUAGCUGAUUGAACCGUUUAAGUUUGACUAUAACUUUGAAACUCCUUGCUUAACAGUAUAAACCUAGUUUUCCUAAAAAUAAAAAUUUUGUCCCUAGCAACUGUUACGUAAGGCAUUCUCUUUUGUCUUGUUCAUAGAAAGAAAUCUUGCAACUGUCAGAAUGUUUUUCAUUCUAGUGGAACCAACAUCGGAAAGUAAUUUGGUUUCUUCUCCAAUUGGCAAAGUAUGAACCUUAAAGUCCUUAACCAGCAAUUCUCCUUGUUUUCUCUUUUUACUGAAGCUGCAGUCUUACUAAGUACCCUCUCAUUCUUUUCACGGUUUUUAUUUUUUUCUUCAGGUUCUCUUUAAAUUAAAAUCAUCUACCUGUUCCCUCUCCAUUUCUCUGUCCUGUCUCCAUUACCCAGAUACCUUACAUGAAUAUACAUGGUUCAUUUUAAGAAUAGCAGUGAUCUUGGGUGGCGCCUGUGGCUCAGUCGGUAAGGCGCCGGCCCCAUAUACCGAGGGUGGUGGGUUCAAACCCGGCCCCUGCUGAACUGCAACCAAAAAAUAGCCAAAAAAUAGCUGAGCGUUGUGGCGGGCGCCUGUAGUCCCAGCUACUCGGGAGGCUGAGGCAAGAGAAUCACUUAAGCCCAGGAGUUGGAGGUUGCUGUGAGCUGUGUGAGGCCACGGCACUCUACCGAGGGCCAUAAAGUGAGACUCUGUCUCUACAAAAAAAAAAAGAAUAGCAGUGAUCUUGGUCAAGUUGUCUUUCCCCAUCUUUUAAAAUAAUGUCUCAGAAGUCCUUUGAAGUGUAAUGCCCUAAGGAACCAAGAGCUUUCAUUCAACUCAUUUUCAGGUAUAGGGAAAUUCAGUUUUUAGGAGUAGGUAAGAAGUCACAAGAUCAAGGUUAAUAAUCUGAGUGCUCUCCCUCUACCUAUCCCAAUAAUGUUUUACUCUUUGUAUUAGUGUUUGAGUAUUUUAUAUACAAAUUGUAUAAGAAGUUAAAUAUUUUAAGUAUAUUUCUGUAUGGCUUUAUUAUGUCUAAUGGAAAUAUGCCCCUUUGGAAUUCUUUGGUUGUUGGCAGUAAUAGGAGCUAUUCUAUCUCAAUGAGAAAGGUUAAAAAAUGAAUUGGAGGUAAUUGGAAGAGGGAAUAAGAAAGCCAUCACAAUGUGUUUUUUGAGAAUAAGGAGAAAUUAAGGGGCAGAAAGGAGGGACAAUUGUGCUCCCAUCAGUAGAGUUCACUCUUCCUAGCUUAAGAGCAAGAAAUAUUUUGAAUAUUUCUUCUCUCUACUCCAUAAUCUAUCUGGGAAAAUUGCUGGAAAAAACGAGGAAUCACUUUGAAAGCAAAUAAGGUAGUAAUAAAAAAGUAUAAUCCUUAUACAUUAUUGUAUUUUAGGUUAUUAAACUGUUCUGCUGUGUGCAACUUUUCCCCCUCAAUACUGAGGGUUAGACAGGCAAGGGACUUUUUUGUGUGUGUUUUUUUUGGCCGGGGCUGGGUUUGAACCCACCACCUCCGGCAUGUGGGACUGGCGCCCUACUCCUUGAGCCACACCACCCAGGCAAGGGACUUUUAAAUGGGAAGAAUAGCAAAUGGCAAUAGCAGGCUCCCAUCACAGCAGGUUAAUCAAUUGAAAAUAAAACAUUUGGCCAGGAGUGGUGGCUCACGCCUGUAAUCCUAGCACUCUGGGAGACCAAGUCAGGUAGAUUCCUUGAGCUCACAGGUUUGAACCAGCCUGAACAAGAGUGAUCUAUCUCUACUAAAAAUGAAAAACUGAGGUAAGGGGAUAACUUGAGCCCAAGAGUUUGUGGUUGCUGUGAGCUGUGACACUACGGCACUCUACAAAGGAUGACAAAGUGAUACUCUGUCUCCAAAAAAUAAAUAAAUAAAAUAAAACAUUUAAUAUCUGUAGACUGCUAAAUGCAUUUCUGUACCAUAAGCAAAGACUUAAGAGUAGAAAAUUUGCAGACCUGAUCUGAGCAUAAUCUAAAAUCUUAUUUGCAAAAAUAUUUCUUAUUGUGUUUACUAAAGAAGGUCUCACAAAUUUCCUAAUUUCUGCAUUAGUGUUUCAAUUUAUGAAGUUUUAUAAUUUUUCCUCCUUAGAAAAGCUCUUUUCAUAAAGGAAAUCCCUGUACAACUAAAAUGGCUUCUAAAUAUAUUUCUUAAACAUUGCUUUAACAAAGAUUAAGGUAAGCAUGUCACAAUCAAAAUUUAAUGUAUUAGUUAUACUGACAUGCAGACUUCUUGAAGUAAAUGUGCUAGGUCGACAUUAUAUUUCCCAGCCCCUUAUGGUAAAAAUGCAAACUUGUCAGCAUCUCUUAAGAAAUAGUACUGUCGGGGCAGCGCCUAUGGCUCAGUGAGUAGGGCGCCGGCCCCAUAUGCCGAGGGUGGCGGGUUCGGACCCAGCCCCGGCCAAACUGCAACAGAAAAAUAGCUGGGCGUUGUGGCGGGCACCUGUAGUCCCAGGUGCUUGGGAGGCUGAGGCAAGAGAAUCGCAUAAGCCCAAGAGUUAGAGGUUGCUGUGAGCUGUGUGAUGCCACGGCACUCUACCUAAGGGCAGUACAGUGAGACUCUGUCUCUACAAAAAGAAAAAAAAAAAAAAAGAAAUAGUACUGUCUCCUACUUAGUUGAGUGUGUUUUGUUUUGUUUUUUGUCCUGCUUUGUUUCCAGCCACACAAAAUCUGUGGAUCGAUGAAUGAAUAUACCUUUGCCCAGAAAAUUAAGAAAAAUAAUGAGAUAUAUUUGUAAAGUUUUUAGUAACCUCUUUAUAGUAACAACUAUAACCUUAUAAUUAUAUUUACAACUAUAAAGAGGUAGGUUAUUUGGCCAUCCUGUUAGCACAUUCUGGGUCACCAAAAAAAUAGGCCAAACUGCUCUAAAUAUUCAAAUUCCCCUUUUGGUAAUUCAGUUCCGUAGCAGCCUCUCUUCACCAAUCCCAGUUUGUGCUGUGAUGAAAUGGCUUUACAAAAAUAGGUCUUUAAAACACGUUAAAUAUUUUUUAUUGCAAUGUGUCUUUUUUUGUUAACUUUUAUGAGAUAACAUUGUGAUAGGUGCUUUAAGAGAAAUAUUUUUCCAGUAAUGGUUUAUAGUAAAAACUAAUGGCAGCUUUUGCAUUGUAAUGUAUGGAUGGAUGGUCAUAUUUGGGUUACUAAGAAAUCUGGUGUUCCCUAACAAAAAACUUGCAAAAAUACUUGGUAGGAAGAAAAUAUUAAUUUCUAGGUUUGUUCAUUUUCUCUCUUGCACUAUGGUUAUCUACCAAGUAAUUCUCCCUUUGUUCAAAGAAGAACCUAAACACUUAUUCUUGGCGGGAGUAAAAUAUUCAUAGAUUCUUCACCACGGUGGAAUAGAGUAGUGCUGACUUCUCAGUGCAGAAAUAGCAAUUUCUUAAGUUAAUAUUCCUGUCUUCUGGCCAGGCGAAGUGGCUCACGCCUGUAAUCCUAGCACACUGGGAGGCCAAGGUGGGUGGAUUGCCUGAGCUCACAGGUUUGAGACCAGCUUGAGCAACAGCAAGACCCCGUCUCUAAAAAUAUCCGGGUGUAUCUGGGUGUUGUGGCGGGUGCCUGUAGGCCCAGGUACUUGGGAGGCUGAGACAAGAGAAUCACUUGAGCCCAAGAUUUUGAAGUUGUUGUGAGCUGUGACGCCACAGCACUCUACAAAGGGCGACAAAGUGAGAUUCUUGUCUCCAAAAAAAAAAAAAAAAGGAAAAAAUCCUAUCUUCUAGCUGACCUCUUUUUCUCUUUGGGGUGUAUUUACUAUUUAUUUUUUACCUUUGAUUUUUUUGCUUUGGAGGAUUUAUUUUUACCUAUUGCCGUCCUACUGUAUUAAAUAUCCUGUACAAUGAAAUAACUUAGCAAGGAAAUGCUUUUAAAACUCAACAAAGUCCGUUUUUAAGUUUUAGUAUAUGCAGGAAACAGUUUUUAAAGAAAGCACUUCACCAUGUAGAAGGGAAAGAGAUAAUUAUGAUGAUUUCAAUUCAUGAUCAACAAUCAGUCCUCUACAAACAAGGGAACACUUACUAGCAGUACUUGAAGACUUGUAAGUUGGAAUUGCAUGUUACUUGAAAGAUCUAAUUAAGCUAAAUUUUGGUGCACAGCAGUUGUACAUGAUUUCAUGUUUAUGUAGCAAAAUGCAUUGAAAUGUUAUUAGUAUUGAAACAUACAUGUAAAGAUAGUUGUGGAAAUUGUUCUAUUUUCCUUGUGUGUCUCAGUUGUUUAGAACAUAAAGGUUUUUUUUUUUUUGAAUUGUUCUAACUGAAUAAGGCUAAAUGAAUACUGUAAUUGAAAAUAUAUUUUAAAUCUUUGUCAUGAGUUUUUUAAAAAAACUAUUGCGAAUUGUAUCAUUCCUGAUUACACAGAACUUUGUGGGUGGUUUUAAAUAAAUUUUAUACUUCUAUUUUGCA
This is a messenger RNA of Nycticebus coucang (slow loris), 16884 nucleotides long. RefSeq names its product tet methylcytosine dioxygenase 1 (gene TET1). NCBI's taxonomy places the organism in Eukaryota, Metazoa, Chordata, Mammalia, Primates, Lorisidae. Gene Ontology annotation, biological process: oxidative demethylation; positive regulation of transcription by RNA polymerase II. Gene Ontology annotation, molecular function: DNA 5-methylcytosine dioxygenase activity; zinc ion binding; DNA binding. Gene Ontology annotation, cellular component: nucleus. The record is from RefSeq and is a predicted model, not a curated record. The coding region runs from base 218 to 6658 and encodes 2146 amino acids. The transcript is spliced from 14 exons.